Molecule: messenger RNA, 2449 nt
Organism: Ruditapes philippinarum (Manila clam)
Lineage: Eukaryota; Metazoa; Mollusca; Bivalvia; Venerida; Veneridae
Product: monocarboxylate transporter 12-B-like
Exons: 7
Coding region: 317-1948 (543 amino acids)
Biological process (GO): monocarboxylic acid transport; transmembrane transport
Molecular function (GO): monocarboxylic acid transmembrane transporter activity
Source: RefSeq, a predicted model, not a curated record
CUGGAAUAAAGUUGUAUUUCCCUUAUUUAACAUAUCCUUAAAUUAAUUACAGGUUUUAAUUGUAUUUAAACGCUAUAAAUGUAAACGUAUUGAAAAAGACUGUGUUAAUUUUAAGAUAGAUGAUAUAUUGCACUGAAUGUGUUGAUGGACAAUUGUAUAGAGCUAUAAGGACUUAUUAUUAACAAAAGUGGUUAUCUUGCACCGUCAUAUAUUCCUCCUAAAACCAACAGUACCAUAAAUCACAACAAUCAUAUAUAAUCAUUUGAAGUAUUCCGGACUUUUGGAUUCUUAACAAUUGUAGUGGUUGGUUAUCACUAUGACACGAAAACGCCUAAAACCGACUGUUCAAGAUCGUGGCUAUGCUUGGGUAAUUGUAGCUGCGUCGUUCUGUAUCCAGUUUAUCCAAGAUGGCGUGCGUUUCUCAUAUGGCCUUUUCUUCGUAGAGUUCCUGAAAGAAUUUAACACAGGCAAAGGUCAGACCGCAUGGGUUGGUAGCAUAACACUGUCUGCGUUCAACCUUCAAGGUCCAUUAUCAGCGUAUAUAGUAAACAGGUUUGGAUACCGCUUCAGUACUAUUCUUGGCUCUUUGAUCACAUGUGUUGGCUUCUUGUUGAGUUAUUUAGCACCUAAUCUAUAUUUUCUCUACUUUACAUAUGGCGUUUUGCAAGGUAUUGGAUUUGGGAUGGUUUUCCUGUCCUCAUUUGUUGCCACUGGAAAAUAUUUCAAAAAGAGAAGGGCACUUGCUGUAGGGAUUAGUUUCUCUGGGGGAGGUAUAGGAACAUUGGUAUUCCUCCCUAUCGCAAGACUGAUAAUUGACACGUUUAGAUGGCGAGGGGCAAUGUUGAUAUUAGCUGGUGUUGCUUUGAAUGGAUGUGUCUUUGGAUCGCUUUUAAGACCAUUUAUAGGUGAUGAAUCAGAACUCGAAGUUGUAAACGAAACUGACGGAAAGCCUGCGACAAUUAAAGAAAAUAAUAAAGAUGUCACAACAACAGUAUUUGCAGACGUAUCAAAUACAUCUGACGAGCAUUGUCAAGCUGGUAAAAAAGAAGAACAAACUGUUCCCUUGGUUGUCAUGAAACCUAAUGAAGAUAAUACGGAAAAUGCAAACAGACGUUUCGAAUUACCACCAUCUCAUCAUUCGUCUUAUGUUGAGGAUCAUGAUUUUUCCGAAGAAGAUACGCUAGCACCAAUAACGCAUGAAACAGACACCUUGGAAGAGAAUGAAGAACAUAAAGAACUUAAUCCAAAAAUCUUGCAUGGUGAUACUGGUGAACAAGACGGGUUCAAAAUUGCUUUCAUAGAAAAGUUUUGUCCAAAAGGGCUAGUGACGAAUAGUAAUUUUAUUAUUCUUAUGCUGUCAACAGUGUUUAUAGCCUUGCCAGAGUUUGUACCAUAUAGUAUGUUACCGGACUUUGCAUUAAAUGUAAACUGUAGUUCAGCACAAAGUGCAUGGAUGUUGUCGACAGUUGGUUUAGGAGCAUUAAUAAGCCAAGCUGGUGCCGGAUGGAUAGCUGAUAUGAAAUGUGUUCAUAAUCUUAGUCUUCUAGGCGGUUGCCUUUUAUCAAUCGGUGUAACUACAAUGAUUGUUGCUGUAAUCCCCAUGUUUUGGACGCUCAUUACGUAUUCAGCUCUUUAUGGAAUGCUUUCCGGAGCUAUGUACGCGGUUCAGCCAAUUGUAAUAUUGGAGUAUAUAGAUGAAAAGUACAUGGCGACAAUGCAAGGGUUGACCAUGUGGGUGUACGGUAUUUCGGGAUUAAUUGGAAGUCCCGCCGCUGGUUGGUUGUUUGACGCUACUGGAAGUUAUACAUCAAGUUUCUUGGCAGCAGGGGGUUGUUUUGUACUUAGUGGUUGUAUCAACUUUCUAGUCUUGUGUACAAAACGUAGCAGAACAGCAAGAAAACUUAAUAAAUUAAAGCAAGAUAUCAAUGAGAUGACCUGCAAUGAAUGAGGACAUAAAAUAAAUCAAGAUUCCUUUACACUAGUCAAAUAUUUCAUAAUUUGAUUCGGCGAUUAUCUUGACUGCAUUUACAUAGCGACAAUGAUGUUUUGUCAAGGUUAUUGUGUAUGACACCUUUCCAAUCUGGUAAAGACAUAAUUUAUCUUUCAUACGACUGUGAUAUAGCUUUAAAAAUGUGUUUAUACGGUUGUGUUAUUGAGUCAUUCAAAUCAUGACAUUCUUUACAAAGGUUCAUUAAACCAUUUUAGUACAUUACCAAUUGAUAUUUGUAACUUUAAGUAUAAAGAACUAAGGUUAAGUAAUUGAAUAUGCAUAUGUUAAUUGUUGACAGUUGUAUCACACUUCAUAAACCGUCUUGUGUUCUCAAUUUUGUCUCCUUUCGAAAAUCUUUAUUUUGCAUCAAUCACAUGACAGGUGUAUACGUUGUUUUGAUAUAUUUUUAUAUAAAGUCUGUUCAAUUUUGAGUAAAAAAAUACAGAUGAUUGUGUUCAA